AUCUAGUUUAUUAUAGACUUCUCAAUCUACUGAUCUGUUAUAUAUGGUUUUUAAUGUGACUUUUACGUCGCAAUUCGCAAACUAAGAUCCUUGUGUUGUGAUGUUAUCUGUUUUGUAGUUUAUUACAUCAACGUAUAAAAUAAUAAAACGAAUGCUUUUCAUUGUUACAUAAUCAUAUUUGAUUUAUGUAAACGAAGGUUGGUAUACGAUACGUAAAUUAUAUCAAGCCUUUCGACGAAUUGUUAUUCGAUAAACUGUGUCAAUUAAACCUUUAACUGAGAUUCAUUUGUUAUUUAUACAAAAAUGUGUCCAUAUCUAAUGAGAAAACGUACUUUGCCAACACGAAAUUCUCAAGAGUCACAGUUAAAAGAGCAAAGUUCACAUCCCAAAGUGAAAUCUAAAAAAAUUGUUACACGUAGCAGUUCUAAUAUGAAUAAACAAGAUUCAAAAAGUAAGAAAGAGAAAGUUAUUAAACAGAAAAAUAAAAAUGUUUCGAAUUCAACACAAAUGUCUUUAAGAGAAUCAUUUCUAAAUCAAUCCAAAGUGAGAGUUCUACGUUCUCACAAAAAUUCUAAAAAUCCCACUAAUAAUAAAUUAGUGAAGAAAUUAUCUCCUAAGAAAAGAAAGCCACCUGUUUAUAAAUGUAAUUCACCAGAAAGUCCUAAGGAAAAUACCAAUGAAAUAUAUGAAUUUAAAUUUGAUAUUAAUGAUUCAACUGAAAGAGUACCAAAAAAGCGAAAAAAAAGAGCUGUUAUUAAGAAAACAAUAGCAAAACAGAAAAAAAGAAAUGUUCCAGUAAAACAAGUUAGCAAAGAACAAUCAACUAGUAAACCUGAAAAGAUCAAGAAAAGAAAUGUUGUUAAAUUUGAAGGCGGUGAGCAUAUAGAAUCUCUGAUUAAAAAUAGAAAUGAUGCAUUAAAAGAGGAAUUAGUGGAAAAGCCUAAAACAGAUGUAGACAUGGAUAAAGAAGUAAAAGAUUUAGAAAAUAUAGUCAGAGAAGAAAAUACUGAUGAAACAGUUACAAAACCUACAAUUUUAUCGAUAGAAGAUUUAAGUGAUAGAAGGAUUUCAAUAACUAAUAUUUCAAAAACAUCAGCCUCACAUGAUUUUAAACCAUUUAGACCAACAAAUAUUUUUAAUAACAAAUUAACCAUACAAAAAAAAGAUGCGCUUAAUUAUUCUUUAUUUGAAAAAUCUUUGUCACCAAUUGUAAAAUUAGUAGAAGAUUCUCAAAUAUCCUCCAGUCCCUGGAGAGCAGCACCAUUACUUACAUUUUCUCAAGUGAAAAAUGUAUUUCAAAGCACACCUCAAAAUGAUAAGUGUGAUAUUAUUAAUAAAAAAUUCUUGCAAACAUUAAGUAAUGAAUCGAAACAAUUUGGAAAUAUAACAAAAACAAAAAAUAGUUUACAAAAGAAUAAUGAAAAUAUCAACAUAGAAAGACACAUAAGUAAUAGUACCCCUAAAAGAAAAAAUCUUGUAAAUUCCAGAAAAUUUGGCACAGAAAUUACAAAUAUAGAUCAUUCCUUACAGUUUAAGUCUUCAAUAGAACAAAUAAAUGAACGAAUACCAACUGAUACUGAAAACAUUCAGCUAAAUACUACCAAUGUAACUAAUAUGUUUAAAUUUGAUAAUAAUGAGAAUAAAGUGAAAAAUGUAUUAAGUCCAAAGAAUGGCUUUAAAAGAGAAGCAACAAUGGGUAAAACUAAAAUAAAUCAAGGAAAUAUAUUGAAUAUGCAAUUUGAUAAAGAGAAAAAAGAAUAUGAUUCCCAACCUGGACCAUCAGGUUUACAGAGCUAUUCAAUUUCUAACACAGAUAGGGUAUUAAGACAAUCAAAUUUAAAUAAUUUCUUAAAUGUAAUGGAAAUGCCACAGAGUACUACAAUCAAAACACCUCAUGGAAUUUUCGAUGAUGCACAAUCAACACCAAUUAUUAGUAGAACCCCGAAAAAGGCUAAUGUAUCUACUAUGGAGUUAAAAAAUGCAUUUGGUUUUAGUGAUAAUGAUUCUAAUCAAGAGGAGUCUCCUAUUAAGCCUAAACAUGAAAGAAAUAAAGGAGAAAAACCUAUUCAAACAGAUAUGGGACGCAAUAUAAAACCUAUUAGAUUAUCAAUUGGUGAAAUAAAAAAUAAGUUACUAACUAAAGAAUUGAAAGAAGAUAUACACAAUAAAGAAAAUAUAUUAACUGAAAAGAAAGAAGUACAAAAGUUAGAGGAAAAGAAUAAGAAGUCAAUUGAGAUUGUUAACUUUUCUGAUACAUUUGAUAUUUUAUCUGAAACAGGUGAAAGAUCAGUAGUUUCUGCACAUAGUAUUCCACUAUUUGCUGAUUUGGAACCAUCUCAUUUUACACAGCCUCCACGACAUUCAUAUAAACGAAAACGUGACUUAAGGUUCAAUUUUUUGGAAGAAGAAGACGAAGAAGAGGAAGAAAGAAUAAGGAGCACUGGGACAAAACGAAAGAAAACUGAUAAAUUGAAAAAGGAUCAAGAAGAAAGAUUAUUGAAGUGGGUUCAAGAUAUUAACAAAACAUUUAGUGAGAUAGACCAACAUGAACUUGUGGUUGAAUAAAUCGUUAACUAUUAUUACUAUUGUAUUAGGUAAACGAGAAAGUUUAUGUCGUUUUAAUUAAUGGGAAUAAAUGAUGCAAAUGACACAAACUUUCUUGGUUAUGUGAUAGAAAGAUGAGAUAACAAUUACUAAAACCUUGAACAAAUUUCGUUAAUAGUCUUGUAUCUUUUUAUCUAUAUAUGUUUUAUUAUUAUUAUUUUGUUCCCUAACAAUAUAUGAAUUUAUAAAGGAAAGUGUUUAUAUGACAAUGGAUACUUAAUGAUUUUAUACUUAGUUAAAGGAUAUCUUUAUGUUUUCAGCCUACAUACAAAAUUAUCUGAAAACAUUUACUCGCAUAAUUUAAUAUAGCUAUAUACUUGUAUUUGUAAAAAAAUUUUUAAAUAGAUUAUAUACUUUUUACAUUAUUAAGAUAUAUAAUAUAAAUGUACAAAAUAAUAUAAUACUAUAAGUGAUAUAAGUAGAAAGUUACUAAUAAAGAAUAUAACUAUUUAUAUCUUUUACAUACGUGCAUAUAUUAUUUUAGUAAUAAUAAUAUAUAAUCUAAAAUAAAUAAUUUAUAUUUCGACACUACCAAAAUUUUUUUUGUUUACUACCAAAUCGAUUUUUGAACAAUUUUUUUUCAUACAUUUCCUAUAAAAAAUAAGUUUCUUGAAUAUUCAUUAGAUAUUAUUUGAUAUUGUCAAUUCACAUUGAAAUAUAUUUUACUUGCAUUAAUAAAUAUUUUAUAUAAACCUAAGCAUUUAGACAUUUCUCUACAUCCAUUGUAUAUGCAAAUAUAUUUAUAGAUAUUUAUAAUAUAGAUUAUGCAUAUAUGGGUGAAGUAUUAAAAUCUCUUGUAAAACGUAAGUACCCACAUGCUUAUAUGCAUCCAUACAUGCUUUAUGUUUCAACAUAAAUUAGAGUUUGUACGUUGUACAUUGUACAUCGUAUACAGUUGUGUAUUUGUAUGCGCGCGCAUACAUAAAUACUUAUUAUUGGACCUGAUUUCCACCAAACGCUGUUACAUUGAUACAACUUUUAAAGAAAAUAUUUAAAAGGGCACUACUGAACAUUUUUAUUCAGUGAGUAUUGCAUAGAAAAUACUGCUUAUAUCUCUACAUUAUGAACAAUUAUAACUUCAUUAAUUAGUUGGUAAAAUAUUUAUAUAUGUAGGUUACAAACACAUAAAAAAGUUAUUGACUAAAAGUACACUUCUGCGUCAAAGUAAUAUGUGAUAAAAAAUAUUCAUUAAAUAUUUUACUGAAAAUCAUUUUCAAAUUGUGAAUUAUUGUUUAUUCAUUAAUUGUAACGCUAUUACCAAAAAAGAGAAGAUAAAAGUGUUAAGUAAACCAGAUUUAAUUUUUCAAAUAGAAAUUAAAAUUACUUUUUCUGCUAAAUAUAUCCUUUCCUCAAAAAUAAUUCAAAUUAAGAGUGGAUAGUGGUAUGUCUUGUAUUUAUAAAUCUCAUAAUCACUUUUCACUUCUAUGAUCUAUAUAAUAUUAACAUUUUGAGAACUGAUGACAUACGUUUAAUUACAAUUCAUUAUCGGUGUUGAUUUUAUAUCUAUCCGUUAUGAGCUAAUGCAUAUAUAUGCA
This is a messenger RNA of Bombus terrestris (buff-tailed bumblebee), 4139 nucleotides long. Its product is annotated as repetitive organellar protein. The transcript is spliced from 3 exons. The record is from RefSeq and is a predicted model, not a curated record. NCBI's taxonomy places the organism in Eukaryota, Metazoa, Arthropoda, Insecta, Hymenoptera, Apidae. Bases 304 to 2565 code for a protein of 753 amino acids.